This is a messenger RNA of Scomber japonicus (chub mackerel), 4890 nucleotides long. It is a transcript of the gene rims2a, whose product is annotated as regulating synaptic membrane exocytosis 2a. The record is from RefSeq and is a predicted model, not a curated record. The coding region runs from base 1 to 4890 and encodes 1629 amino acids. The transcript has 32 exons. Gene Ontology annotation, cellular component: cytoskeleton of presynaptic active zone; presynaptic membrane. NCBI's taxonomy places the organism in Eukaryota, Metazoa, Chordata, Actinopteri, Scombriformes, Scombridae. Gene Ontology annotation, biological process: positive regulation of synaptic transmission; regulation of synaptic plasticity; intracellular protein transport. Gene Ontology annotation, molecular function: transmembrane transporter binding; small GTPase binding.
AUGUCUGCUCCACAAGGGCCCCGGGGCGGCGCUGGCCCUGCUGCUGCUGCUGCCUCAGCGGCCGGCGCCAUGCCGGAGAUGCCGGACCUCAGCCACCUCACCGAGGAUGAGAGGAAGAUCAUCCUCGGUGUCAUGGACCGACAGAAGAAGGAGGAAGCGAAGGAACAGACGAUGUUAAAGAUCAAAGAAGAACCAAAGCCUCAGUCGGCACAGUGGUUUCCCUUUAGUGGGAUCACUGAGCUGGUAAAUAACGUUCUUCAGCCCCAGCAAAAGUCCCAAAAUGACAAGGAGCCAGAGCCAGACGCGAAGUUGCACCAGCAGUUUGAAUCGUACAAGGACCAGGUUAAGAAGAUGGGGGACGAAUCAAAGCCGGUUCAGGACCAGAAGAGCGAAGCUCCAACCUGCGGGAUAUGCCACAAAACCAAGUUUGCCGAUGGCUGUGGCCACCUCUGUUCAUAUUGCCAAACGAAAUUCUGUGCUCGGUGCGGAGGACGAGUGUCUCUGCGGUCAAAUAAGGAGGACAAAGUGGUUAUGUGGGUAUGCAACUUGUGCCGAAAACAACAAGAAAUCCUCACCAAAUCGGGGGCGUGGUUCUACGGCUCGGGGCCCGGUCAGGUGCGGGGCGUGUUUGAGGGCGGGCCGCAGGGGAAGAAGGCCAAACUGCAGGACCCGUCCUUGUACCCCUACCAGGGAGCCUCAGGGGACUUGACACCAGCGUCAGACAGAAGCAGACCUCACGGCGGGCUCCUGCCCAGACAGGCGUCCCUUGACAACGGUUCGGGGCUGAGGUACUCGGGACCCAACGACGCACCCAUAGACAGGAAACGAAGCCCAUCUGCAUCCAGGGAUCCAAACCAAAAAUACGACCAAAGGGAGGGGGGCGACCACUCACAGUAUGCCCCGACGGACGGCGGCAUGCCCAGAUCACCGUCCGACUAUGGGGAUGGGGACCCUCGGCGGGCUCCGCGGGGCCCUCACAUGUACCCAGACGUGGAUGCGGCACGGAUGGGCUACCGGGACCGACGGGGCCCUGGACGCUGGCACUCCCAGGAAUAUCCGCUGGACCAGGAGCUAGAUGGACCCCCCAGCGAUUAUGACCUACAGCGGCAGCGCCAGGAGGAGUUCCAGGCACGGUAUCGUAGCGACCCCAACCUGGCGCGAUAUCCUGUUAAGCCGCAGCCCUAUGAGGAGCAGAUGAGGAUGCAUGCUGAGGUGGGCCGGCUGAGGCACGAGCGCCGCCAUAGUGAUGUCUCUCUAGCUUACACGGAGCAGGAUGAACCUGGACCCAUCCGGCUGUCCCGUCAGCAUCUCACAGAGCGCCGGCCACCUAUGGUGGGACAGCGCUCUUACUCUGUUGACCGCUCCUCCCCGGGGCCCAUGGGUCCAGGCCUCGGGGGCCACAGAACCUCCAACCACAGUCCCCCGACGCCACACCGCAGCCCUGUGCUGGGUGACCGAUCUGGGGACCUGCGGAGAGGAGACAUGGGUGGAGGCGGGGAUCCCAUGAGGAGGCAGCAACACCACUUGGACCCCAGUUCAGCCGUUCGAAAGACCAAGAGGGAGAAGAUGGAGAGCAUGUUGAGGAACGACUCUCUCAGCUCAGACCAGUCGGAAUCGGUGCGUCCGCCACCCCCCAAGCCCCACAAAACCAAAAAGGGAGGGAAGAUGCGGCAGGUGUCACUGAGCAGCUCGGAGGAGGAACUGGCCACCACACCAGAGUACACCAGCUGCGAGGACGUGGAGAUAGAGAGUGAGUCAGUCAGUGAGAAAGGGGACAGUCAAAGGGGAAAAAGAAAAACUAUUGAGCAGGCAUUUAUGUCCGAGCCGACACACACCUUAUCUGAGAGGCAAAAGAAAAUGGUGCGCUUUGGGGGACACUCAUUUGAAGAGGACUUGGCAUGGUGUGAACCGCAGGUUAAAGACUCGGGAGUUGAUACGUGCAGUAGCACUACCCUAAACGAGGAGCAUAGCCAUAGUGAGAAGCACCCGGUGACGUGGCAGCCGUCCAAAGAUGGGGAUCGCCUAAUAGGGCGUAUUUUGCUCAACAAGCGCAUGAAAGAUGGAAGUGUGCCUCGAGACUCAGGAGCUCUGCUUGGUCUGAAGGUGGUGGGAGGCAAGAUGACAGAAUCUGGUAGACUUUGUGCUUUCAUCACUAAAGUGAGGAAAGGAAGUCUAGCAGACACUGUUGGACACCUCAGACCAGGUGACCAAGUGCUGGAGUGGAAUGGGAAACUUUUACAAGGAGCCACAUUUAAAGAAGUUUACAAUAUCAUACUAGAAUCCAAGCCUGAGCCGCAGGUGGAGCUGGUGGUCUCACGGCCAAUAGGAGAUAUUCCGAGGAUACCAGACAGCACACAUGCACAACUGGAAUCAAGUUCGAGUUCUUUUGAGUCUCAGAAGAUGGAUCGCCCGUCCAUCUCCGUCACGUCCCCCAUGAGUCCCAGCAUGCUGAGGGACGCCCCCCAAUACCUGUCAGGACAACUCUCAAGCCAAAGCCUUAGUAGAAGAACAACGCCUUUUGCCCCUAGGGUCCAGGUCAAACUGUGGUAUGACAAAGUGGGUCAUCAGCUUAUCGUCACCAUCCUGGGCGCCAAAGACCUGCCACCCAGGGAAGAUGGCCGGCACAGGAACCCUUAUGUCAAAAUCUACUUCCUCCCUGAUAGAAGCGACAAAAGCAAGAGGAGAACAAAAACGGUAAAGAAAUCCUUAGAGCCCAAAUGGAACCAGACCUUUAUGUAUUCGCCGGUGCACCGGCGGGAGUUUCGGGAGCGCAUGCUGGAGAUCACAUUGUGGGACCAAGCCAGGGUGAGGGAGGAGGAGAGCGAAUUCCUGGGGGAGAUCCUGAUUGAGCUGGAGACAGCUCUUCUGGAUGAUGAGCCACACUGGUACAAGCUUCAGACACACGACGUGUCCUCCAUCCCGCUCCCACGUGCCUCACCCAACACACAGCGCAGGCAGCUCCAUGGAGAGAGUCCAACCCGGCGGCUGCAGAGAUCCCAGAGGAUAAGUGACAGUGAGAUCUCAGACUACGAUUGUGAAGAUGGUGUCGGUGUAAUAACAGACUACCGGCCAAAUGGCAGAGACUUCCAGAGCUCCACGUUGUCUGUCCCUGAGCAGGUGAUGUCGUCUAACCACUGCUCCCGGUCAGCUGAUAUAAACCGAGCACGUUCGCGCUCCCCCAGCGUUCCCCCACCAUCCAGCCGCAAACAACGUGUGUACCCGAUCUGCAGAGAGGAAGCAGUCAGGUUACUGCGUUCCACUAGGAUGGCCCGUGCUCAUUCUGAGGGCGCCUACUCUUCCGACUAUGACUACGAGAGGAACCACGGAGCCAUGGAUAGACACGAGUAUCACAUCAGGUCCCGCUCUGCAGACCAGCGGCCCACUAUAGAGCGCCCCACGUCCCGCUCGCGCUCCACUGAACGCCCCCACGACUCUUCGCUCAUGAGGUCCAUGCCGUCUCUGCCAUCUGGGAGGUCCGCCCCCCCCUCACCUGCCUUGACGAGGGCGCAUCCUCGUAGUGGAUCAGUCCAGACCAGUCCCACCAGUACCCCCAUGUCCAGCAGACGAGGUCGGCAACUCCCACAGCUUCCACCCACAGGGAAGGAGAGAAAAGAUGGAGACGAAGGAACAGAGCCUUGUGAAGAAGACACGGACUCACCAAGUUGGACGAACUCAGGUUUGGAAAUGGAGGAGAGGACCAGGCAGAUGAAAAUGAAGAUUAACAAGUACAAACAGGGAACCGGCUCCGACUCCAGGCUGGAGCAGGACUACCACAAGCGUUCAGGCAGAGAUCCACGGGGCUCAGAUAACCUAUCGGCCAAGUCAUCAGACAGUGAUGUAAGCGACGUGUCCGCUGUGUCGAGAACCAGUAGUGCCUCUCGGUUCAGCAGCACGAGCUACAUGUCUGUCCAAUCAGAAAGGCCUCAAGGAAACCGCAAGAUCCGUGACUUUGCAUCCAAAAUGAAAAACAGGCAGAUGGGCUCGUCGGGCGGCAUGAACAUGACCAAGAGCACAAGCAUCAGCGGCGACAUGUGUAACCUGGAGAAGACGGACGGCAGCCAAUCGGACACGGCGGUCGGCACGGUAGGCACUGACGACAAGAAGAGGCGCUCCAGCAUUGGUGCCAAAAUGCAGGCCAUGGUUGGCAUGUCACGCAAGAGCCGGAGUACCUCUCAGCUCAGCCAAACAGAAGCGGGAGGUAAGAAGUUACGCAGCACUAUCCAGAGGAGCACAGAGACGGGCCUGGCGGUGGAGAUGAGGAGCAGGAUGACUCGGCAGGCCAGCCGGGAGUCCACAGAUGGAAGCAUGAACAGCUACAGCUCUGAGGGAAAUCUCAUCUUCCCCGGUGUGAGGCUCUCCUCAGAUGCCCAGUUCAGUGACUUCCUGGAUGGUCUGGGUCCCGCUCAGCUGGUCGGGCGACAGACGUUGGCUACUCCACCCAUGGGCGACAUCCAAAUCGGCAUGGUGGAUAAGAAAGGAGCACUGGAGGUGGAGGUCAUCCGAGCCCGCGGCCUUGUGGGAAAACCAGGUUCCAAGGCACUGCCAGCACCAUAUGUUAAGGUCUACCUUUUGGAAAACGGAGUCUGUAUAGCCAAAAAGAAAACAAAAGUAGCAAGAAAAACCUUGGAUCCUCUUUACCAGCAGCAACUGCCGUUUGAGGAGAGUCCGGGAGGGAAGGUUUUACAGGUCAUUGUGUGGGGUGACUAUGGACGUAUGGACCAUAAAUCAUUCAUGGGAGCAGUUCAGAUACUGUUAGACGAGCUGGACCUGUCCAACAUGGUGAUUGGCUGGUUCAAGCUCUUUCCUCCUUCCUCACUGGUGGACCCUACUCUGGCCCCACUGACAAGAAGAGCUUCCCAAUCCUCACUGGACAGUUUCUCUCGAUCAUAG